CCAAGACUUAGCUCAGCUGAUAACUGCCAAAAAUUGUCUUAUGGCUUAUGCCAUAACAAUAAAAAUAAAAUUAAUAAAUUGUAUUUAAUAUUCAAAUUUUAAAGUUAUAAUUCGAUAUGAUGAGCCUCCGCUAUUUAUUGCCAGUCGCUUGUCCUAAGCGAUGGCUCCGAAUAUCCACAAUUCAACCAGCAAAACACUUUUGGUCAAAAAAGUCCGACACAGAAGACGACAAUAGAAACAAAAAUAACAAAACCAAAAGUAAAUCACAGCUCCCGGCCAUAAGAAACCCUUUCGAUUCGGCUCAGGACAAAACAAAGGAGACCUACUUAGACAUGAUAUCGAUAUUUGAGGAGAACAGUGUGCACCGACGGAAUCAUGUCGAAUUCAUUUAUGCCGCCCUCAAGAGCAUGGCAGAAUUUGGAGUCGAACGCGACAUAGAAGUCUAUAAGGCUCUGAUCAAUGUGAUGCCCAAAGGUAAAUUCAUUCCAACGAAUACCUUUCAAGCUGAAUUCAUGCACUAUCCAAAGCAACAGCAGUGUAUCAUUGAUUUACUUGAGCAAAUGGAAGAUCUCGGAGUUAUGCCAGACUAUGAAAUGGAAGCUAUGCUCUUGAAUGUGUUUGGCAGGCGGGGGCAUCCAGUGAGAAAGUAUUGGCGUAUGAUGUACUGGAUGCCAAAGUUUAAAAAUGCGUCUCCCUGGCCACUGCCUAAUCCAGUGCCUGACGAGGCACUAGAAUUGGCAAAGAUGGCAGUGCAAAGGAUGUGCACUGUGGAUUUGCUAGCGCAGGUGGAUGUUCUUGAUACAAAAGAUGUUAAAGAUGCAGUGGAUCAAACUUGGAUCGUGAGUGGAAUGAGUUUGGAACAAUCUCAACUUCUGCGGGAGCAUAAUAAAUCGAAGGCAGUUUAUAUCGAAGGACCUUUUCUGAUAUGGCUGCGAAAUAAAUCAAUCAAUUAUUUCACCCUCAGAGCUGAUCCCGACCAGGAACUCCUUAAAACCUUCGAUAUAUAUCAAGAUGCUGAUGAUGUCUCUAAUCUGAAAGUUCCAUUCUUCGGUAAACCUGUGACGGAAUCACGAAUAGCUAAAAAACGCUCUGUCCAUCAGCAGAAUGAUGGAACAAUAUUUGCAAUUUGUGCAACUGGAACAUCAACAAAAGACUCACUUCUAUCAUGGGUCCGUCUGUUAGAAGCCAAUGGUAAUCCUGUUCUUGGGGAAAUACCAAUUUUAUUUAAGUUUAGAACCGUUGUCGACUCAAAUAUUGUACCUGUGGCGGAUACACCAAAACAGACUCAUAAAAUAAGUUAAUUUUUCUUAAUAGUUUUUUUUUUAUUUGUAUAGUAAACAAAAAUUGAAAAAGGCGAGCGUUGUUAAGCAUGAUUGUUUCUUAAAGUCAAAUAAAUAGUUGUAUUUAUUAUUUUGAAAAUAUUUCUUUCAA
Messenger RNA from Eupeodes corollae, 1431 nucleotides. It is a transcript of the gene ECSIT, whose product is annotated as evolutionarily conserved signaling intermediate in Toll pathway, mitochondrial. The transcript has 2 exons. The record is from RefSeq and is a predicted model, not a curated record. Gene Ontology annotation, cellular component: mitochondrion. Lineage: Eukaryota; Metazoa; Arthropoda; Insecta; Diptera; Syrphidae. Bases 117 to 1301 code for a protein of 394 amino acids.